This is a messenger RNA of Westerdykella ornata, 1096 nucleotides long. RefSeq lists its product as uncharacterized. Gene Ontology annotation, molecular function: structural constituent of ribosome. Gene Ontology annotation, biological process: translation; mitochondrial translational initiation. The transcript has a single exon. The record is from RefSeq and is a predicted model, not a curated record. The coding region runs from base 63 to 971 and encodes 302 amino acids. Gene Ontology annotation, cellular component: ribosome; mitochondrial small ribosomal subunit. Lineage: Eukaryota; Fungi; Ascomycota; Dothideomycetes; Pleosporales; Sporormiaceae.
CGCCCAUCGAAAGCCGUCAGGACGCUCCUCCGGUGCCAAACAUCCUGAGAGCCAGCAACACGAUGGGCUCUCGACAGCUAGGGGAGGUCCUUCUCCGCCCCCCACCGCUGCGAAGCCUCAUCCUUCCUCAAUCGUCACGUCCGGUUUGGAGAUGCGCUUCGCAAAGUGCUCCUCGACUUCAACGAGGUAUCAACUUCAGCACCUCCGCCAGUACCAACGCAGCGCAGAACUCGGCCAGAAACCCUCAGGCCCCGAGGCCUCAACACCAAAACCCAUCCACCGAACAACCUCGUCCCUCCCAAACCGCGACUUCUUCUCCCACACCCUCAAAAGACGACCUCUCCCGUGCCAUCUCCGACCUCUUCCCCUCCUCAAGUCAGGCUGCCCCCAACCGCAAACAAGCGCAGUCGCACCCUUCUGCCGCCUCCGCCGCCAUCGACGCCCUCUUCGCCAAUUCCGGCAUCGGCCGCACCCGCCCAAUCUCCUCGUCCGACGAAUUCGGCGCCGCGGCCGCUGCCGCACGCACGGCUUCUUCUCCAGCGACGCGCGGCCGCGGGCCCUUCGGCGCAAACUUCUCGCGCCCGAACCCCAACCUGCGUCCUCAGUUGCGGACCAAUUGGGCCGAGAUGAACACCCCGGAUGCGUUUCCCCUGCAACCGUCUGAUCUGUCUGCUGCAGCAGUGCCCACCGUGUCGGACAAGGAUAUCGUAUACCCUCGUUUGAACGCCACGACGGGACGCACGAUAGAGUUGGAUCCGAGCCGUGGGAGAGAUAUUGUGCGGGGAUUGAGCAUGCUGGGGCAAUUGGUGGCGAGGAAUAGGGUCAAGCAAGACUUUAACAAACAGCGAUUCCAUGAGCGGCCUGGGUUGAAGAGGAAGAGGCUUAAGAGUGAGAGGUGGAGGGCGAGGUUCAAGAGGGAGUUUGAUGCAACGUGUAAGCGGGUUUCUGAGCUGACGAUGAAGGGUUGGUAAUUCAAUCGGUCAAGGUAGUGGAACAGGUCUGUCUGCACAGAAAAUGGUCAGGGUGUAGAUUUGUAAAUUGCAUUGUACAAUACGAAUCGCCGCACGUUCGUGCCGCUGCUGUUCCUGGUUGCGCA